Molecule: messenger RNA, 360 nt
Organism: Phytophthora nicotianae INRA-310
Lineage: Eukaryota; Oomycota; Peronosporomycetes; Peronosporales; Peronosporaceae
Exons: 1
Coding region: 1-360 (119 amino acids)
Source: RefSeq, a predicted model, not a curated record
AUGUGGAAGGAGGUUAGCAGCCACUUUGCGAGAGCUGAAGCUGGUUCAAAGGUGUCAGGACAAGGCAGCGCUGACUUUUGGGACUUUUGCGAUGGUCGAGCCGACGUGUACUUUUUGGACAGGUGGUGUGAGCACCGUCAAGCUGGACGUGAGUUCUGCUCUGCCAACUUGUAUCCCGAAGACGAGGACGACUCCACCCAAGAAGGUAACAAUCGACAACCAACGUCCCACAAUCGCAAGCGUCAAAAGCGGGACCAGACGGCUGUGUUCAAUGCUCUACUCGACAAAAUUAACACCUUAGUUGGCUCGGACGUAGACAAAGCUCAAGAAGACACUUGGCUUUUUUUUCAACAAACUUAA